AUGGCCGUCACAAACGAUAUCAGCGACUCUGCGCUGCUUCAAAAGCCCACCGAUACUCCCUACGAGUCACUCACACGCACGCCAUGUGUCUACAACCCGCUCGCGACAUACACGCUGCCCCGCGGCGAAGGGAGACAUUAUCAGCAGCAAUAUGCCGACAUGUACUUUGCGAGGCUGGCUCAGCUCAAGCCAUCCCUCGUCCGUCUCGCCACUGAAGCUUUUCAAGACUACGAAAUUGGCGGCGAACAGGCCAAGAGAGUGGACCGAGUGCUGGACGUGCGGCAGGGCAAUCUAUGCUGGGUCGUGGGCACGAUAUAUAUGGAGAUGCCACUGAAGCCGAAUGUGCUGGAUGACAUUGGGAAAGAGCAUUGGAUCGCUGCUCCGCCAGCGCGAGAGAAGUACAAUGGCGGUGAGGGACAGGUCAUGCUAGAGGAUGAGUCUGGACGACUGCGAUUAACAGGUGGCUUUCUGGGAAGUGUGGUGCUCGUGACGGGCGCUAUCGUCGCUGUGCUGGGGACAGAAAACUCAGAUGGUGAUUUUGAGGUCAUUGAUGUCCAAGUGCCCGAUUUGCCUCGACAGCCAGCACGAUGGGAACGAGACGAGGGCGAUGCAGCAUUACAGGGCAAGAAAGUCACUCAGAAGCGUGAGAAGGCUGGCAAAGUGGCUAUUGUGUCUGGUCUCUCGAUCAGUGGUGAUGCAGGCGAUACUCUGCUUCUCGAUCUGCUUGCCGAGUAUCUCUUAGGCGAAGCAACAUCGCCUUCUGAUCAAGAACAAGCAAGUCAAAUCUCCCGCCUCGUCAUAGCAGGCAAUUCCCUCGCACAUGGCCAACCUAUCCCUUCCCGCGAGGAUGUCAUUGCAGCAAAGAAGACUGGGAAACGCACAUAUGGCUACGAUGCUUCAGCAUACAACGCUGCGCCUACAGAUCGCUUGGACUCCUAUCUGGCAUCUCUCCUCCCUUCGAUACCCAUCACCCUCCUCCCAGGUGCAACAGAUCCAACCUCGACAAGUCUUCCACAACAACCUAUCCACGCAGCCAUGUUCCCACAUUGCAGACCUUACAUGCCCCAAGCCCAAGAUUCCACAGCCGGCUGGUUCGACUCAGUCACUAAUCCUGCAGAGUUCGACCUGGACGGUUUCCGCUUCUUAGGCGGCGGAGGUCAGACACUCGAUGACGUGUACAAGUACCUCGACGGAGAGGACAGAUUGGAGAUGAUGGAGUCGAUGUUGCGAUGGAGGUUAUCUGCUCCCACUGCACCAGAUACAUUACCCUGCUAUCCUUUCCAAGACGGCGAUCGAUUUGUGAUGAAAGAAUGUCCUCACGUGUACUUUGUGGGGAAUCAGCCGCGAUUCGAGACGAGUGUCAUUGAGGGACCGCAGGGUCAGAAGGUGAGAAUGGUGACUGUUCCGAGUUUUUCGAAGACGGGAGAGGUUGUACUAUUGGAUUUGGAGGAUUUGAAGGUGGAGAUUAUCAAAUUUGAGGCUUUUGAGGAGGAGUGAGACGUUCUAUGAAGUGAGUGUUGGAAUGUAUGGUGCGCACACCAUCGUGACAUCGGGUGUGUUCUUACCUAAGGUACCUCUUGUUUAUCAUGGCUUAGCGUGGCGUUUGGGGCGCACAACAUGCACACAUUUU
Messenger RNA from Sphaerulina musiva SO2202, 1630 nucleotides. Its product is annotated as DNA polymerase delta subunit 2. Lineage: Eukaryota; Fungi; Ascomycota; Dothideomycetes; Mycosphaerellales; Mycosphaerellaceae. Gene Ontology annotation, cellular component: delta DNA polymerase complex. The transcript has a single exon. Gene Ontology annotation, molecular function: DNA binding. The record is from RefSeq and is a predicted model, not a curated record. Gene Ontology annotation, biological process: DNA strand elongation involved in DNA replication; DNA replication. Bases 1 to 1497 code for a protein of 498 amino acids.